This is a messenger RNA of Perkinsus marinus ATCC 50983, 1500 nucleotides long. Its product is annotated as retrovirus polyprotein, putative. The transcript has a single exon. The annotation marks the transcript as partial. Lineage: Eukaryota; Perkinsozoa; Perkinsida; Perkinsidae. The record is from RefSeq and is a predicted model, not a curated record.
AUGGUUGAAGGUUAUGUCCGUUUGGUUGGUACUCGCGACCCUCUGGUGGGUCGGUAUCGUGAACCUCUACCGGAACCUGAUGCAAGGAGUGUGAGUGUGUCGUUGCCCUUCGCUCUACUUGGAGCAACUGGUUCUGCGGGUGUACUACCCGUCCCUUCGACUAUCUGCCCUAGUGAAGCACAGGGUGUAUGUACCCGUAAUGCUUCUACCCAGACUACUGGUAUGAUUGAUGAGUCUGUUCAGACGGUACCAUCCACAUCUAGCACAAGUUCUUCGGAGACUGUCCCCAAGAGCCUCGCCCGUUGUGCCAGAACUUGUGAAAGUCCGCCUGAUGUUGUGAUUGGUAAUGGAGCUAGUUCUCUAUACUCCCUUUGUCGGUACUCUGAUGAUGUCUAUUCUCACCUUGGUUUUGGUGAUGGUGAUGGUGACGAAAGUCCUUCCCUGGCUCAGCGUAGGGUUUUCGCUGAUGCUGGGGCUCCUAUCUGUCUACUACAACCCCCUGAUCCGUAUGAGUUUUAUGAUGACCCUAAGAAGGGCGGACAUACUGGUUUCGAACAAUGGCCUGCAGAAGAUCAAGAGAUCUACGACGAGUUCGAGAAUGAUGACAUAGGUGGUAAUUUGGACGAUUAUGCGGUCCCACUACUACCCGGCCCUGAGGAACCUGACGUUGUAUUGCCCAAGUUACCGGUAUCUGACCGUCCCGAACUUUGCCCUAUUCAAGAUCUUUGUAACGAGUUCUCGGAGUUGUUCAACAACAAGAUCGGGUUUUGUCCGUUGGUCACUCAUGAUAUAAAGACCUUCGAUGAGCAGCCGAUGGCUCAGCGUCCGAGACGUGUACCUCAUAAGUGGCAAGCUGAUAUACGAGGCCAGAUUGAUGAUAUGCUGAGAGAAGGGAUUAUUCGGCCAAGUAUGAGUCCGUGGCGUUCACCUUGUGUCUACGUUAAGAAGAAGACUGGUGGUGUCCGUAUCUGCGUGGACUAUCGUGAACUAAAUCGUCGGUCCCACAUGUCCGCUUACCCCCUUCCUCGACCUGACUUUGUGCAGGAUGACUUGAAGGGUGCCCGUUUCUUUACAUCUCUGGACCUGAAGUCUGGUUACUGGCAAGUACCCGUCUCUGCCGCUGAUAUCCCGAAGACCGCUUUCUGUCCGGGGAAUGGUUUUCCCCUCUAUGAGUUUUUGCGUAUGCCGUUUGGUCUACACGAUGCUCCUGCUAGUUUCCAGAAACUCAUGGAGGACAUCCUGGGCGACCUACCAUUCGUCAAGAUCUAUCUUGAUGAUAUUUUGAUUUUCUCUCCGGACAUGGAGACUCAUGUUCGGCACCUUCGUGUGGUCUUCGAGAGGUUGUCCGUUGCUAAGGUAACUUUGGGUGCUACUAAAUGUGACUUUGCCAUGGAGGAGAUAUCCUACUUGGGCCAUAUUUAUGACAAGUUUGGUAUGCGUCCCGAUCCUGACCGUGUCCGUUGUAUAAUGGAAUGGCCACUACCUGAGACAGUUCGUGAU